Molecule: messenger RNA, 1461 nt
Organism: Leguminivora glycinivorella
Lineage: Eukaryota; Metazoa; Arthropoda; Insecta; Lepidoptera; Tortricidae
Exons: 1
Coding region: 1-1461 (486 amino acids)
Molecular function (GO): RNA-DNA hybrid ribonuclease activity; nucleic acid binding
Source: RefSeq, a predicted model, not a curated record
AUGAUCGGUAAGAGAUGGGGACUCAACCCGAAAAUCACCCUCUGGCUCUACAAGACGAUAGUCCGGCCAAUGCUCUGCUACGGUGCUCUGGUCUGGUGGCCAAGAACAAACCUAGGCAACGUGCGAGACAAACUACAAAGACUCCAAAGGCUCGCAUGUGCGGCUAUCACUGGCUGCACGAAGUCUACUCCGACGGCAGCCAUGGAGGUCAUGUUGGGCCUUCCACCGCUAUACCUGCACAUACAGCAGGAAGCAAGCUUAUCAGCGGUAAGGUUAAAUACACUCAACAUCUGGUCUAACACAGGAGUUCUUCACACAAAAUGCCUGGAAAAAGUAUACGACGAAUUCCCAAUCCUCAGGUCAGGUACGGAUCGAAUUCAAAAACAUGUCAUCUUCGAUAAAAGGUACAAGAUACAAUUAUACGAGGACGACAACUACGAAGGGCUCAAUCCCAAGGAGCUUAGAAUCUUCACAGAUGGGUCGAAAACGGACAACGGGUCGGGCUCUGGGACUUUCUCAGAAGACCUGAACAUGUCGAUUACCACUCCGCUAGGAGCUCACAACUCGGUCUUCCAAGCUGAGUGCAUGGGCAUCAUUAACGCGGCAGCUGCUAUAACUGCAAGGAAGGUAGUAGGAUCCUCCAUCCGCAUAUUCUCUGACAGUAGAGCAGUCCUUAUGGCUUUAAGGAGCCAUUUAAUUACAUCCAAACUCAUACACGAAUGCCAUAAACGACUAAUGGAGGUAAGUCAUAAAAACGAGAUCAUCCUACAAUGGAUCAAGGGACACAACGGAUCCCGAGGUAAUGAUGCUGCAGACGAGCUAGCCAGACAGGGGUCGAGUGCGGGGGCCAUUGGCCCAGAACCAAUUCUCCCGAUACCCUUCAGCAAGGUACGCUCAAUGCUACUAUCAUAUACAGGGAAACUACACACAGCACACUGGCUAAACCAGACUGGAUGCAGGCAAUCGAAAAUGGCCAUGCCCAGCAUCAGCGAAAAACUCACAAGAACGCUCCUUCAACUAGGGAAGGUCCGUCUGAGAAUGGUAACCAGUGUCAUAACAGGUCAUGGACUAUUUAACAAACAUCUUUUCAUAACAGGUGCUACGGACAGUCCCCUGUGCCGAGGGUGCAUGGAGACAGAGGAAACAGCUGCUCACGUGGUGCUGGAGUGCAGCGGGGUGGCUCCAUACAGGGCAAAAUAUCUCGGAUCUCCGAGAGACCUCCCCGAGGUCCUACUCAACAUCAAGGGUCUGGUAGGAUUUCUGGUAGGAGUUGGGAUGGCAGGACUAGCCAACCCCUCCCUCAUAUCACGCAAAAUAGGCGCUAGACGUCGAGUUGAGGAAAAUCGCCCGUUCUACAAUACAAUACAAGGGGGUAUAUCUUUACAGGUGUCACUCAUACAAUCAAAGAUUUGUUCAUUCCAUUCGUGGCACAGCUUCCUUGAAUCGACCUGUACAUUCUAA